GCCUUCUUCACACAGUAACGAAACAACCUUUUACAUCGGUCGUCAACCACUCUCGAUUCUGGUCAUUUUGGUCAAGACUGAGUGACGGAGUUAGCUACAGCCAUGGCUAACGACUCGGAGGAAAUCAGAUGGAUUGACUGAAUCCGGGCUACAAAAUUCAGAUAAAAGUCCUGCCAGAAAUUUUGAGAUGGAAAAAGAUGGACUAUUGUAAGCAGCCAUGAUUGGUCUUAGAGGUGUCACGAAUGAGAGUCAUGGGUCUGUCGUCUAACAAACUCGUGAUAAGCUGGAUUAUAAUAACCGCGGUUAUAUUUUUCCUCAUGGCGAGAUUUUUCGUAAACAGGACAGCGAUUUUACAGUUGCCAUUGGAGAGAAGUUUGGCGGUAGAAUACACUGAAUGGCCGGAAUUUACAACCAAGACGCGAUAUACGAUGGAAUGGUACCGAAAUAACUGUUUUUCCAAAGACCUCGAGGACGUGGAAGAAAUUUUCAACAACCUGAUACCACAGUGGUCGCAAUCUGACCUGGAAGGAUGCAAGGACGCUUACAGGCAAUUUGACCUCAUGUAUAAAAUCAACAUUCGCUUUUCGCCGAAGCUUACGUUUCCAGGGAGCUUUGGGUACAAAGUGAGACGAUGGCUGGGAAACGACUCUGAUCUUCUCAGAAAAGUGCACAAUCAGGAACUAAUCUACGUGUACCAUCCGCUGACAUCAGAACAUGUCAUGUACAACACUCUGCGUUCCAGUCGGCCGAUGCCCGGACCCCCCGUCAAUCUCUACGAGUGGGUGGACAAGCAAUCGGAGGAGACCAGACAGAACUGCGAUUUCUGUAGGCCCCUCGAAAGCACCGCCAUGGACGUCUUGGGAAGGAACAAGAAGAAACACACAGUCAGGGUAAGCAACACCUUCAGGCUUGAUCGCUGGCACACAAUGGUGAUCCCUUACAAGCAACAUCACCCUCUGAAUUUCACUCUGCCAACUUUCCUCGCUCUCUUCGACGAAUGCUGGAAUGUCGCCAAGGACAUGCAGGCAAUAGACGUUGAUUACAUAUACCCAAACCUCGUUUGGGAUUCCCUCUAUCAAGGAGGAGUGUCGCAACUUCACCCUCAUGUCCAUAUCAUGAUGGUUCCCGACCGUUAUUAUGGUUUCUUAGAACACUUGAGGACGUCCGGACAACAGUACUUCGACGCAGAAGGCGACAAUUAUUUUUCCACGCUUCUGGAGAUCCACGAGGCCUUGGGCCUUACUAUUCACUAUGGAAAUAGUGUGGCCUUCCCAACUUUCGUAGGGAAAUCGGAUAUGGAGGUAAUGUUUCUCAGUGAAUCUCCAGGAGAAGAUUUCUACCGCUUGAUUUUCUACACAGUAAAUGCAUACCACGAUACUUUCGUCCAGCUUUGCAAAGGAUUCGCCGCAGCUUAUCCAGCCGUAGGAAAUUCCCAGAGAGCGAGAUUGGGGAGAAUACCUGUCGUGGCCAGACUCAUCUCCAGAGGGGACUGUGUCUCCCCGAGAGUCGACUACACAACUUGCGAAAUCUUCCAGCAAACAUAUCGGAGUCACGAUCCCUGGCAAGUUGCAAGAGCAAUUAGAGAAGCAGUCAAAAAGUACGACGGAAGAGAAUGACGCAGAAAGUACAUCAGACCGGCACAAAAUUAAUUUACUCUGCACUGUUGACAAUUAUACAGUAUAUACUGGAAUGGUUUAUCCACCCAAAGUAUAUGCCUCAAGCUACACUGUAUCCACACCUCAUAGUUUUCCCUCGCUAGAUAUGUAUCCCGCCAAAAUCAGGGAUUGUCCCAUAUUUAUGACAUUUGUCCCAUGUCCCGUAUCGACCCUCCACGGGACACCUUUUGUCCCGUAUUUUCAAUAUUUGAAAAGAAAAUUACAAUAUACUAGUGAAAUUUUUGCAAAAUACGGGGUAAAGGCGACCGCCCAAAAUUGGCAACAGUGCAGUGGGCCGAGAACAAACAAAUCUGUCCUUGGUAUUUGAUUUUUUAAACAUAAGGCAGCAUGUCCGACAAAAAGUGCAACAAAAAAGUGAAGAGAAAAUAUGUACUUUUAGACCAGAGUGGCAAAAUUACAGUGAUUUCAAGCAAUGGCUUCUCCCCCAAAACAACAAAAGCGGAGCAUACUGCAAAUUAUGCUCGAAGAAUUUUAAAAGCAUUACGCACGGUUGACUGAGGGAUGUGCGUCGGCAGCACAAAUCAAAUAAACAAAAUAAACAAGCAGCCUCAGCGGCAGCAGUGUUAGGAAUAAGAUCAUUAUUCCCCGCAAAAACUUCUACAGAGUCAGAAAAGGUAUGAUAUAUAUAUAUAUAUAUAUAUAUAUAUAUAUAUAUAUAUAUAUAUAUAUAUAUAUAUAUAGUUCAACUACCUCUCCAAUUUAGGUGUCCCUUAUUUCAAUUUUCAAAAUCUGGUCACCCUGCCCAAAAUACCGUUGGUUUGUUUGUUUGUAUGGUGUUUUUACGUUGCAUGGAACCAAUGGUUAUUCAGCAACGGGACCAACGGCUUCACGUGACUUCCGAACCACGUCGAGAGUGAACUUCUAUCACCAGAACUACACAUCUCUGACCCCUCAAUGGAUUCACCGAGAAUCGAACUCGCUGCCACCGAGGUGACAGUCAAAGAUCAUACCAACAACCACGCCAAUGAGGGGCUAAGGCAGUCAGUAGGCACAGAAAGACGGACUAUGACUUACUCGCCAUCGCCCUCCUCCACCCACAAAAUUGGUUACCAUUUCAUAGGCGAAGCAGGAUGACGUCAUAAGCGUUUUAACGAUGGAAGCGAAUUUGGUAACAAACAGUGGUACCAGAUGAAGUUGUAUAUACCACUAUUUUUACUCUGCUCAAAGGCCGUGUGGACAGUUUCCUCGAGGUUUGGCAUUUGCCCCUCGUGUGGAAGGGGCUUUACUCAAGUGUUGUUAUUAUCUCUUAAAAUGAUACUGUAACAUCAAACCAGUACGGUAUACCCAAGUCUAUUCUGUACCCGAACGACUUCCCUAUUACCUCUUAUCACCCUAUGAAAUUAUUCCAUAGAUGUUAGAGAAUGAUUAACGUCGUGUGGUUUGUAAUAUUUAUUUUCCAGUUUAUCUUUCAUUAUUAGUCUCUCUGUAACUCGUUUUGAAUACAUUAUUUUUGAAUACAUUACAAACCUCCCUUCUCUCUCUCGCCUUAAUUCUAGUCCUGAUUUAUUAAUGAUUGUGGAAGAUCAUUUAUUUAUGUGGUUAUUACUCUUCUUGUAUCUGUUUUGUAUGUAAACCGGGACGCAUUUUCAAUGCAAUAGUUCAGGAGAAAUAAACGAACCAAUUUAC
Macrobrachium nipponense is the source of this 3302-nucleotide messenger RNA. RefSeq lists its product as uncharacterized. Bases 243 to 1616 code for a protein of 457 amino acids. Lineage: Eukaryota; Metazoa; Arthropoda; Malacostraca; Decapoda; Palaemonidae. The record is from RefSeq and is a predicted model, not a curated record. The transcript is spliced from 10 exons.